AUGGGCUGGGACCCGUACGGGGCUACUGAUCUGGGCACGGCCGUCUCGGACCUGUGUUUGUGCCUCUUCACCGCCCGCAGCAUUCCUCCAGGGCGCUAUCCGAUCGAGCCAGAGUGUCGGUACGCCUCGUUAGCCACAUUUUUGUACAUACUCUGCACCCUGCUGGUCACCUUUGCGGUCAACGGCGUGCUCGCCUCGGGGACCCCUCAAAUGCUCUAUCGGACCAUCAAUGGGUCGGUUGCCCUGGCUUUUCUGGCCCUGGCCGUGUAUUCCGUGAAUAAAUGGGCGUGGGUUUCCUCCUAUGCUCUCAAUGUCUUCGAUUUCAUUGGCCUCUUUUUGGUCCUGGCAGGCAUGGAGUGGUACCACAGUCAGCCCGAGCCCGACACGGAGAUGCUCACGCAGUUUUCGCUGGAGGAUGGGGAAUUUUUCUAG
This is a messenger RNA of Nannochloropsis gaditana CCMP526, 432 nucleotides long. RefSeq lists its product as uncharacterized. The transcript has a single exon. The record is from RefSeq and is a predicted model, not a curated record. The coding region runs from base 1 to 432 and encodes 143 amino acids.